Messenger RNA from Thyridium curvatum, 3105 nucleotides. RefSeq lists its product as uncharacterized. Gene Ontology annotation, molecular function: metal ion binding. Gene Ontology annotation, biological process: protein processing. The record is from RefSeq and is a predicted model, not a curated record. Bases 1 to 3105 code for a protein of 1034 amino acids. NCBI's taxonomy places the organism in Eukaryota, Fungi, Ascomycota, Sordariomycetes, Thyridiales, Thyridiaceae. The transcript is spliced from 3 exons. Gene Ontology annotation, cellular component: mitochondrial matrix.
AUGGGGUCCACCCAUCUCGACUACCAGGGUUCCACAUGCUACUCUAGAGAGAUGACUGAAGGAGCCAUGUUGCGCAACGCAGCCAAAGGCGCGGCUCGCAGGGCUGUCACGGAGCUGUCGCAGCUUCCCAAACCCGGCGACAAACUCCACGGCUUCACAGUCCUGCGCACCAAGCCGGUCCCCGAGCUCGACCUGGCAGCCCUCCACCUGCAACAUGACAAGACUGGCGCCGAACAUCUGCACAUCGCCCGCGACGACAGCAAUAAUGUCUUCUCGAUUGGCUUCAAGACGAAUCCUCCAGAUGAUACGGGUGUUCCUCACAUCCUCGAGCACACCACGCUCUGUGGAAGCGAGAAGUAUCCCAUCCGAGACCCUUUCUUCAAGAUGCUGCCUCGCACGCUAUCCAACUUCAUGAACGCCUUCACUGCUUCCGACCACACCUUUUAUCCGUUUGCGACCACGAACGCGCAGGAUUUCAAGAACCUCAUGUCCGUCUACAUCGACGCGACUCUGCACCCGCUUCUCAAGGAGACGGAUUUCACGCAGGAAGGCUGGAGAGUUGGUCCGGAGAACCCGCAGGCUCUUGCCAGCGGCGAAGGCGCCAAGCCCGAAGACAGCAAGCUCGUUUUCAAAGGAGUCGUCUACAACGAGAUGAAGGGGCAGAUGUCGGAUGCUGGGUAUCUCUUCUAUAUCCGCUUUCAGGAUCACAUCUUCCCAGACAUCAACAAUUCGGGUGGUGAUCCCCAGAAGAUCACCGACCUGACCUAUGAGCAACUACGCAACUUCCAUGCCGAGCACUACCAUCCAAGCAACGCAAAAGUCUUCACGUACGGCGACAUGCCCCUCGCAGAUCAUCUGCAGGAGAUUGAUGCUCGCUUGAAUGUGUUCGAGAAGAUCCGGGGCGACCUCAAGAUUCACCGACCCAUCGACCUCAGCUCUGGCCCCCGUGAAGUGACACUCCAGGGACCUAUCGACCCGUUGGUGGAUGCCGACCGACAGUACAAAUCUUCUGUCUCCUGGGUUCUGGGAGAUACAAGCAACAUCGUCGAGUCCUUUUCACUUGCCGUCAUCUCGACGCUCCUCAUGGAUGGAUACGGCUCGCCCCUGUACAGAGGGCUCAUUGAGUCUGGUCUGGGCAUCGACUGGAGUCCCAACACUGGCUAUGAUAGCUCCGGAAAGGUCGGCAUCUUUUCCGUCGGUUUAACCGGAGUGCAAGAGGCAGAUGUUGGCAAUGUCAAGACCGAAGUCCAGCGCAUCCUUCGGGAGGUCCGGGAGAAGGGCUUCGACAGAUCCAAGAUUGAUGGAUAUCUUCAUCAAUUGGAACUGGGACUCAAGCACAAGACGGCCAACUUUGGCAUGUCGCUCUUGCAGAGGCUCAAGCCCAAGUGGUUCACGGGUGUCGACCCCUUUGACUCUCUUGCCUGGAACGAUACCGUGACAGCGUUCGAACGCGAGUUGGCCAAGGGUGGAUAUCUGGAAGGUCUCAUCGACAAGUAUUUACUCAACGACAACACCUUAUCGUUCACAAUGGCCCCCUCACCCACCUACUCUCAAGAGCUUAUGCAGGAGGAGGAAGCUCGCCUCGCGUCCAAGAUUGCCGAAGCUACGAAGCAAGCUGGCAGCGAGCUCGAGGCGCAGAAGCGUUUGGAAGAGAGGGAGCUCAAGUUGCUCGUCGAGCAGGGCAAGUCAAAUACCGAGGACCUGAGCUGUCUGCCAAGCGUUCACGUCAGUGACAUUCCUCGCCAGAAAGAGCCCGCUGUGGUGAGAGAUGAGACUUCACAGGGUAUCAAGAUUCAGUGGCGGGAAGCACCCACCAACGGCCUGACUUAUUUCCGUGCCAUCAACACCUUGGACGGCUUGCCAGAUGAUCUCAGGAGUUUGAUCCCUCUCUUUACCGACGCCAUCAUGCGCUUGGGCACGAAAGACAUGUCCAUGGAAGAACUGGAGGAUCUGAUCAAACUCAAGACGGGAGGCAUAUCUGUCGGGUAUCAUUCUGCUUCGCAUCCGGAAGACUACACUCAGUCUAGCGAGGGGUUGAUCUUCACAGGAAUGGCGCUUGACCGCAACGUUCCAGUCAUGUUUGACCUACUCAGACGGGUAGUGGCCGAAACCAAUUUCGAUAGUGCAGAGGCUGUGCAACAGAUCCGCCAGCUCCUACAGGCUUCCGCGGACGGAGUCGUCAACGAUAUUGCCUCGUCGGGCCAUGCUUUUGCCCGUCGUGCCGCCGAAGCCGGCCUGAGUGUCGACGCGUAUCACAAGGAACAGGUCAGCGGACUGUCUCAAGUCAAGCUUGUCACCUCCCUGGCAAAGCGCGGGGAAGCGGAUCAGCUCGACGACGUGAUCUCGAAGCUGAAGCAGAUCCAGCAGUUCGCGUUCAGCGGCGGACGUGUUCGCACCGCCAUCACCUGCGGCACCGAGACGGUGCAAGAAAAUGCCUCAGCCUUGACCAAGUUUAUGGGCUCCCUCCCUCGUUCCAGCGCUGCGCUCCCUGGCAAGCAGUCGCCGAGAUUCGCGCGCGACAUCAAGGCGUUCUAUCCCCUCCCUUACCAAGUCUAUUACGGAGCGCUUGCGCUGCCGACAGUCUCGUACACAUCUGCCGAUGGCGCCCCUCUCCAGAUCCUGGCGCAGCUGCUGACGCACAAGCAUUUGCACCACGAGAUACGAGAGAAGGGAGGUGCCUAUGGUGGCGGGGCCUACUCGCGAGCUCUCGAUGGUGUCUUUGGAUUCUACUCGUACCGUGAUCCGAAUCCACUCAAUACUGUGAACAUCAUGCGCAGUGCCGGCCAGUGGGCGGUGGACAAGAAGUGGAGCGACCGCGACCUCGAGGAUGCCAAGAUCUCGGUUUUCCAGAGUGUCGACGCUCCUCAGUCAGUCAACGAGGAGGGCAUGGGCAAGUUCCUCUUUGGUGUCACCAACGGGAUGAAGCAGCGACGCAGGGAACAGCUCUUGGACGUUACCAAGGACCAAGUGCGCGAAGUCGCUCAGAAGUACAUUGUGGAUGCGUUGGCCAAGGGCGCAGAAAGAACCGUCUUCCUGGGUGAAAAGCAAGAUUGGGUCGACUCUUCAUGGAAGGUCAACGAGAUGCACGUCAAUGGCACCGAGUAA